CGUGCAUGUCUUUGUUUUGAUACUCUUUUUUGAAAUCAUCUUGUUAACGCAUACAAAAAAAGUUUGUAUAUAAUAUAAUAAUAAGUUAGAAAUUAAAAUAAAAUAAUUAGUUUUUGAACAUUAAAGCGGGAGUUGAACCACAUACAUAACUCGAUCAAUCAAGUUUUUGUUUUGUAAGCCUGAUUGUACUUUUUAGCUUAAGAGACGAGUUUUGUUUAUCUAGUCUAGUUGACAAAAAAAGAAAAAUCAUAUUUAAUUUUUGUUCAUAGCAUGCAAUGUAGAAGAAUUUAAAGUUUAGUAAAACUUAAGCCACGACAAUGAAAGUGCAAGUACAUACGAUGCUUUAAUAUCAGUUCAUUUAUAGUUUAGACUUGUUAUUAAAAAAUCCGAAUCGAUGAGGGUGGAUCGGGUUUCAGCAGGUUUACCCUUUUCUCCAAAACGUUUACAAAGUACGACAUUAACAAAUGAAGAACCUACUUUAUUAGCGUCACUCUACGGUACAUCGUUUAAUCGUUCUUAUGAGAAAAGAGUCCAAACAAUGUCUGCAAAGGUUGCGGAGAAGUCUUUUUAUGGGAACUCUAAUGCAGCAGAGUAUAAUGUUGAGAAAACUCAACCAUUAAUUUUUUGUUCAAGUGAUCUUCAUACUAAACAAAAUGAUUCUUACCGUUUUCCGUGUAACACGUCCAAUGCUAUCAAUCCGUCGUGUAAUGUUACCAGACAUAAAAUUUCAACAAAACAAUUGCCUUUAUCACAAUUGUAUACAAAAACUUUGGACACACAGUGGCAGAAUAAACCGGAUGCAAUCAAAUUUGAAUAUUUUGAUAAAAAUCAAUGUCACCUGUUAAAGAAAUCAAAUCACGUGACAAGGGAUCCAGGGUUCACGGAAUCAUCAAGAAAAAUGAAGGAACAAAUAAAUCAACUUCGUCGAAGUUAUUUUCGAUUCGCUUUAGAACUUUCUAAAUUGUGUACAAAAUGGUACCGCCAUACUUUGAAAAAAUACUUUGGAAUUUUUUACUCGGAACUAAAACGAAUCAAUAAAACAAAUCUAUCUUCUCAAGUAACGAAAAAGAGCUCAUGCUGCCUUCGACAUAUAGGUAAUCGACGAUUGAUGGCGUCUGUUUUAUUUAAAAAUCUCAUGAUUUUGAUUCUAAGUCCAAAAAAAUUAAAGUUAAUUGGGUUUUGUCGCUUGAUAAAGCACUCUAUUAAAUCCUUACCUUGUUCACAUGAAUCGUGUACAAGUGUUUCAAAUUUUGAAGCAUUUCAAAUCGAAAGGGGAGUUCAAUGCAUGCAGCGUGUACUAUUACGUGUUUGUUUCAAGAAGUUUCAAUCAACAUGCGUUGUGACAUGGAGAGAAAUACGUCCUUUAAUUCAACAAGUGACGCAUCUUGUUCAAAGACAUUUAGAGAGUGAUCGGUCUUGUGAUACCGUCACAUCAUCUGUGUCAACGAAUCAAACUAGUAAAGUAGUGUGUGACUCAAUCCAUGAAAACAGAACUUAUUCAGGAUCAGAUCUAUUGUUCCCGCGAUCUAAUGAUAAGAAAAUAUUAGUGAAUGAAAAUGUAGAUCAAAAUACGUUUGAUAUACCAGUCAUGGUGUGUGCGAAAUCUCUAUCAACAUGUGAGACAUUCCCUUAUACUUUAUCUUCUGAGUCCAUCAAAAAACUAUCGACUGAGUUAGUGAAGAAUGAACAACUUGUUACUGAUGUAUCUUUUACCAGUCAUUCACAUGAUUUCCAAUCAUUACCUACUGCACAAGAUAUAACGAAGGAAGAAAAUCAACCAGAAGCAAUUGGCUAUUCAAAGGAAGGUAAAAAACAAGAGGCGAUAAGACGACAAUGUCGCAAUGAAAAGGUCUAUAAUGGUUUAGGAGAAACGAAAACGCCACAUUUUUUUGCAUCUUGUCAAAGCACACAACAAACAACUAUGACCUAUGAAAAUUUUUAUUUAAAUGAAAUGUGUCAAGGAGAUUAUUUUGUUAAAUACCAUCGUAAAAGUGGGAAACCUAGUUGGCGCUACAUUUGGGUGGACCCAGGUGAGGGGACUUUGUGUUGGCGUUCUUUUAAAACAAGUUCGACACCCGUCAAAAAUAAUUUACCUCCUCAACAAGAAACAAAUUUGAGACGUAAAACAAGUCAAAGAUUAUCCCGUUUUUUCUUUCCAUUUACAACAAAGGAGAAAACAUCCGGGACUUUAACUUCAUGUGAUUUAAAUAGAAUACCAUCAGAGUCCUCUAUAUGCUUGCAACGGAGCCAAUCGACAUUAACAACUUCCACAAAAAUUCAAUCUAAGCCAUCUUUUCUAGGUGUCGAACCACAAUAUGUAUUUUUAUCUAAAUUGAAAAAGAUAUCUUAUAGUUGGAUUUAUAAGCCUAACAAGGCAGCAUCCCUCAUACGUAAACAUUCUCCAUCAUUCCCUUAUACUUGUCAUUGCUCACCACAACCAUGCUUUCACCCAAUGACAUCCUUAACGUUCCUUUUAGUACUUUACGGUGAUCCACCACGGAGUCGCAGCUUUAAUUCGAAAUUCCGUAAAUUUUCCUUACUUGGAAAAAAUCAUCCUUCACCUACUCAGCAUAUUCUCCAAUUCACUUGCGUGAAUCCAGAACAACUGUAUACUUGGUUAAUAGGACUGCAUAUUCUUAUGAUCUCGCAUCAUGUCAUUUACCCUUCCAUUUAUUUACAUCGCUCUUUUCAACAAGGUUUAAACAUACUAUACAACCAAACAACAAUCAGCACACAUGAAACUAUACUUUUAAAACGAUUUCUUGUACUUUUACGUUGGGACCGACUUCGCCGUUUCGUACGUCAUUUGAAUGUUAUCAGUGCACACCGGUAA
Molecule: messenger RNA, 2833 nt
Organism: Hylaeus volcanicus
Lineage: Eukaryota; Metazoa; Arthropoda; Insecta; Hymenoptera; Colletidae
Exons: 5
Coding region: 395-2833 (812 amino acids)
Source: RefSeq, a predicted model, not a curated record